Molecule: messenger RNA, 708 nt
Organism: Paramecium tetraurelia
Lineage: Eukaryota; Ciliophora; Oligohymenophorea; Peniculida; Parameciidae
Exons: 3
Cellular component (GO): nucleus
Molecular function (GO): histone binding
Source: RefSeq, a predicted model, not a curated record
AUGAAAUAGAUUUAAAAGAGAAAAAAUAAUGCCAAAUAGUAAGAAAAGAAAAAGUUUGAUUCCUCUCAAUUAAUCAAGCUGAUGACGGCCUAAAAGUAAAAAUAAUAAAAAGGUUCUAAAGAUGUUGAAAAUCUUAUUGGAAUGAGCUUUUAUAAAAUUCCAAUAUAAAAAUUUUCACCAGAAAUAAAUCAGUAUCUCCAAAAAUACAAGAAAGAAAGUAAGAAUAUGCAUAAUUUCAAAGCAACUGUAAGCUUUAUUUAAUGCAAUCUUUCUUCUCUAGAAGGGUUGAAAUUUGAUGGCAAAUAAGUUAAACAUUUGAGAGCAGAUUACAACAGUUUGAAAGGAGAUUCACUAUAAUUUAUAGCAUAGAAUUUCCCCAAUUUGCUUACUUUAAAUCUGAAGCAUAACUAAAUAGCAAAUUUAGAAGAUUUGGUGCAUUUACAACGAUUAAAAAAUUUAGAAUACCUAAAUCUAUCAUUUAAUCCAGUUAAACAGUUUUAAGAUUAUAAAUCAACUAUUUUUUAAUAUUUACCUGAAUUGUAAAAUUUAGAUAAUGAUGCGGAUGUUGAUGAUUCUAUGUAAGACACAAGUGAAGACCUUAUGCUCUAUAGCUCAGAAGAGGAAAGUGAAUCCAGUUUUGAUGAUUAUGAAGAAAGCAGCGAUGAAGAUUAAAAAAAAAAAAAUAAACGAAAAAAGGUCAAGAAAUGA